AUGGGAUUGCUCACAAUUAUUGGCAACUCUGUAAUUCUAUAUUUAUUCUUCACAAAACGUCUUGAUUCGAGAAGAAAUUUGAGGAUUAUCUUGUACAUGGCAGUUACGGAUAUCCUGUUCGCAGUGAUGAUAAUGCCCCAAAUUUGUUACAUGAUUUACAACUGGGAUACCAAUUUUGUCAAUUAUGAUCCAUAUGUGAUUGCAGCGAUCGGUUGGCCAUUACCGUUGUUUUUAAAAGCUUGCGUUGGUUUGAACGCCGGAGCAGCGACGGAGAGAAUUCUUGCUCUGUACUUUCCAAUCAUCUACCGCAAAGUGGAUCAUGUUCAAUGCUCGAAUAUCCUCAUGAUAAUCUGCAUGUUCAUCGGUGGAAUCGACGUCGUAAUGAGCACUUGCUCAUUUCAUUUCGAACCACGAGUCAAUUGCUCUUCUCUUGGCUGUUUUGUCAAUGACAUCUUUCGUACCUACUGGGGUACUUCGAACAUGGCCUGUGGACUUGUGGUAAUCGUAAUGAGCUUAUUCGUGUUUAUCAAAGUUCAGAAGCUCUCCCGGGAAAGUGGAUGGAUGGGCUCAACGCCGGCAGAAAGGAAGCAAAACAUGGCGGCAUCUCAAAAAUUUACUCAAGCCAAUCGAACGACAUGUGGAAUUUUGCUGAGCUCCUUGUUAUGUAUGACCAUCCCGUCCCUUUUGGUUUCUUUGGUUGAAACGAUUACCGGAUUUUCGAUUUUCGAAAAGUUUGGAGCCUUUUAUGUGGCCUCUCUUUUGACUAAUGGUGCCGCCAACUGCUUGAUAUUCCUAAUUCUCAAUGGACCUGUAAAAAGUAAAAUCAACACGAAAACUUUAUCGGAUGCAGUUACUACUGUAGCCUCGUCGAAACCAUACAACUCCUCCAAACAGACUACUUUUGUUGACUUGACCUAA
Caenorhabditis briggsae is the source of this 918-nucleotide messenger RNA. The coding region runs from base 1 to 918 and encodes 305 amino acids. The record is from RefSeq and is a predicted model, not a curated record. The transcript is spliced from 6 exons. Gene Ontology annotation, cellular component: membrane. NCBI's taxonomy places the organism in Eukaryota, Metazoa, Nematoda, Chromadorea, Rhabditida, Rhabditidae.